GCUAGAUAGAUAAAGUUAAAAAUCAAAAGCCGAUUUGCAAAGAAAUAAGAAUUUAAUUAUGCUCUUUGAAUUAAAUUGCAAUUUAUGUAUGUGUUAGGUAUAAUCAAAUUAAAAGACAAAUUUAAACAGGAUGUUUAACUCGAAAAACUUUCUGUUUUUUAUUGCCGUAUUCAUUGAGACAAUUUUUAACGCUAAUGGUGAUUUAUUUAAUGAAGAGCUAUUUAUUAAACCUCUACCACCGGCACACCUUUACACAUAUUUUCAAUUUACUACCUUAGUAAAUGAUAACCUGUCAUCCGAGCACACCUAUUUAGCACCUAGGUCUUUGGUGGAAGUGUUGACACGAUUCCAAGUUGAUGAACUGCAUUUCACACUAACCGAGGGGCAGUGGAGGCAUAAUCAUUGGGGUUAUCCUGUGCUUGAUGCAGCUCCUGGAGCAGAACUAUACGCUUGGUUUUCCUCAGAUGUGGAAAAUGUUGAUACACAAUGGAAAAAAUUAAGUUCCACCCUUGCAGGACUGUUCUGUGCAUCUUUAAAUUUUAUUGAAGAUUUCAACACUAUAACACCUCAAAUGGCAUUACAACCGACCGGUGCUAUACCACAAAAUCCUAAUAUAACAUCACAGUUACGCUAUGCUUCUCUGCCUAGAGAAAUUGUAUGCACAGAAAACUUAACACCAUGGAAGAAACUUCUUCCUUGUGAAUCUAGUAGAGGGCUUUCAGCAUUGUUAAACUCAAGAAUGAUACACAAUACCAAUUAUCAUUCUAUUGGAGUUCAUACAAGAAAAGUGUGUUCAUCUAGUGAUUGUUCAGUAGUGAGCCUAGAGAUAAAGCAAACGGUAGCUUUGGUUUAUGAUUCUAAGAUUAUUCGAACCACCGAUUGGUCUUUUACUAAAUUAUUUGGCCAAGGGUUGCCUGGUGGAUGCCCUCUUGCAUCAAGUAGCAAAGUGUAUGUAGAUAUCACCACCAAUGAUACCCAGCCAUUCCUUCUAUCUCCAGAGCCAGAAAAGGUUCUACUGUCACAGCGAGGAGGCAGUGAAACAAAACUUGCUCUGUACACAAUUAAACCUGAAAACAAAAUGACUACUAUUGGAGCCAAAUAUAUCAGUAAGAAAGAUUUGGUUCUUAUGAAACUGCCCCCACUUUAUUUCAAUCGUUAUGUAUUAGGUUAUGGAAAGGAAUUUGGAGGUAUUGUGACUGAACUGACCAAUACUUUUUGGUCCUCCAUUGAUGUUGUUGUAUUGCAGAAUGCACCUUGGUGGUUGCCUAUUCAAUUAAGCUCUUUAAGAAUCAACGGGGAAGCGUCAAGUGAGAUGGUGUUAGCUAGGCAUUAUUCACCUGGGCGUAGCAGACAAAAACCUUAUCACUUGGAGUUACUGCUGAGGCUACCACCUAAGUCAACAACUAAGAUAACUAUUGAUUUUGAAUUCGUAUUCUUAAAAUGGCAAGAGUAUCCACCAGAUGCUAAUCAUGGCUUUUAUGUUGGGUCAGCAAUAAUAACUGCUAAUUUACCAACAGCAAGAAAUUAUACUAGUUUACCAGGGACUGCAAGCUUAUUUGAAUCUUCAAUUAAUGCAUCAAAACCAUGGUAUCCUGCAGUAUUUCGUACUAAUGGUGUGAUGGUAUCAUUACCAACACCAGACUUCAGUAUGCCAUAUAAUGUGAUAUGUCUUGCUUGUACAGUUGUGGCCCUUGCUUUUGGACCUCUGCAUAAUAUUUGUACAAAAGAAUUAGUUCUCAAAGUUGUUGGUUCUUCUGUUACUUUAAAACAAAAGAUUAUUAAUUUAUUUAAAAAGAAAAAGGAGUGAAAUUUUCAUAAAUUUGCAAUACCAAAUAAAUUGUAUAAAUAAAAUAAAAAAGCUUUAAUAAUUAAUU
This is a messenger RNA of Bombyx mandarina (wild silkworm), 1874 nucleotides long. RefSeq names its product phosphatidylinositol glycan anchor biosynthesis class T (gene PIG-T). The record is from RefSeq and is a predicted model, not a curated record. Gene Ontology annotation, cellular component: GPI-anchor transamidase complex. Lineage: Eukaryota; Metazoa; Arthropoda; Insecta; Lepidoptera; Bombycidae. Gene Ontology annotation, biological process: attachment of GPI anchor to protein.